GCAGGGCAGCCAGCCGCUCGCUACAUCUGGGCGCCCGGCCUACCUCCCCUCACGUCGGGCGCUGGACCGGGCUGUUUCGCCCCGCGCCCCGCUCAUGGCAACGUCCCCUCAGAAGUCGCCCUCGGCGCCCAAGUCCCCCACGCCCAAGUCUCCUCCUUCUCGCAAGAAAGAUGACUCCUUCUUGGGCAAACUCGGAGGCACUUUGGCCAGGAGGAAAAAAGCCAAGGAAGUGUCUGAGCUUCAGGAAGAAGGAAUGAAUGCCAUUAACUUACCUCUCAGUCCAAUUCCAUUUGAGAUAGACCCUGAGGACACUAUGCUAGAGGAAAAUGAGGUCCGAACAAUGGUGGAUCCAAAUUCAAGAAAUGACCCCAAAUUACAAGAGCUAACAAAGGUAUUAAUUGACUGGAUUAAUGAUGUACUGGUAGGAGAAAGGAUCAUUGUGAAAGAUCUGGCUGAGGACCUGUAUGAUGGACAAGUAUUACAGAAAUUAUUUGAGAAACUUGAGAGUGAGAAACUGAAUGUUGCUGAAGUCACACAGUCUGAAAUUGCUCAGAAGCAAAAGCUACAGACAGUGCUUGAAAAGAUCAAUGAAACGCUUAAACUUCCUCCAAGGAACAUCAAGUGGAAUGUUGACUCUGUUCAUGCAAAGAGUCUUGUAGCAAUACUUCAUCUUUUGGUUGCAUUAUCACAAUAUUUUCGGGCACCAAUCAGACUUCCAGAUCAUGUGUCUAUUCAAGUCGUCGUUGUCCAGAAACGAGAAGGAAUCCUCCAGUCCCGACAAAUCCAAGAGGAAAUAACUGGUAACACUGAGGCAUUUUCAGGAAGGCAUGAACGGGAUGCUUUUGACACGUUAUUUGACCAUGCUCCAGACAAGCUCAAUGUUGUGAAAAAGACUCUCAUCACUUUUGUCAACAAGCACCUGAAUAAGUUAAAUUUGGAAGUUACAGAACUGGAAACACAGUUUGCAGACGGUGUGUACCUCGUGCUUCUAAUGGGUCUCCUGGAAGGCUAUUUCGUACCUCUGCACAGCUUUUUCUUGACUCCUGAUAGUUUUGAACAAAAGGUCCUUAAUGUGUCCUUCUCAUUUGAGCUUAUGCAGGAUGGAGGGUUGGAAAAACCAAAACCAAGGCCAGAAGAUAUUGUAAAUUGUGACUUGAAGUCCACACUGAGAGUGCUGUACAAUUUAUUUACCAAAUACAGGAAUGUGGAAUGAGGAAUUGAUUUGGGACCUAUCAAUAUCUAUCAAUGAAGCAACCUGUUCUGACAGUCACAUUCGUCACCAUCAUUCCUUUGCAUCAUUCGUAUUUUUCAAGGAGCUGAAUCAUUUCACAGGAGUUCUCUUUUUGAACUGAUGGUUUUAAAAUAUUUACGAUACACUAUAUUUAAAAUGAGAGCUAUGUAAAAUUAACUAAAGUUGUGAAACAAAAAAUUUGAAGAAAACAAUUUAGGUACCUCCUGAGAAAAUCCGUAUGUCAGUAAAAUCCCCCUAUUCCCACUGCGCUAAAAUACUCAAAACAACAACAUAAAUACGUGAUAACUUUAAUAAGAUUGGAAUUUUGAAUCAAUUUUAGGACAUUUUCUUCAGCUGUGUGUUAAUUUCACAAAUAUGUACAAAUAUUUUUCUAGUUGGAGGGAAGAUUGUAUUGCUAUAAUGUUCACUACAGUAUGUAUUGGGCACUGUACUAACAGUGUGCCUGUAAAGAUAUAGGAAGUGAUGACUCAUAGUGGAGCUAAGAUGAUGGGUUCUUCCUAAAGUACAAACUGACAUAGUUACCUAUUCCUUCAGACUUGUAAUAAUGAGAUGUUCUGAUUUAAAUAUACAUGAUAAAAGCACUCAGAAUAGCUUGUUCAUUUAAUUUUGUGCGUAAAAAGACCUUUAGUUCCAAGUAAAAAUUUCACUAGAACGUACCUUAAUAAUACAGCCCCUUCCUAAAUGUAGGAUCUUUAGCCCUACCCUCCAAAGUAAAAGUAGAAAACAGAAAUAAAGGGAAAUAACAAAUACUCACUUUCUACUAAGAGAAUCACUGUUCUCUCAUUAGAAAACAAGCAUGCAGUUCAAGCUUUUUCUCUUAGAGCAAAAAUGGCCGCUCUAGGAGAAAGAUAACUCAGGAAGAACCAGAGUUAACUCACUCCCAGGAGAGUUUCUCCCAGGAGACUGAAUGUCUGUACUACCAGGGAUCGCAGGGGUAAAAAGAGUAUCUCUCCUCACCCCAGCCAUCCCUAAAGGUGAUUGCUGCCUCUCUUUGGCAGCUGCUGCUUUUUAGCAACUGCUAGCUGAUCACUGAAAGCCUACUUCCUUCCCCAACAGGGGAGAGGGCAGGUAGUCCAUGAUCAGACUCUCCUGGGGGCAAGGAGCAGUCCUCCCUCUCCCAGCAUCCUCCAGCUGGACAGCUUGCCUUUGAGGCAACUUUGUCACUGUCCACUUAGAUGUCUGGAAGUAUAGCACUAUACACCCCCAGUAGUGCUAUACUUUUGUAAUGUUGCAAAGUUCUGAAGCACCUGACAGCACUACAAAUGAAUGCUUGUCCAUAUUCUUUGUCAGCUUUUGCACGUAAUAGAAGUGGAAUAGGAUCUGGUCCUUUGCCUUUACCUUAGAAAAAAUAUAUAUAAAUGUAAUACAUGAUACAACUAAUAACCUGUUUCACUCUAUAGCCUAUUUUAUACAUUAAGACAUAACUGCUAGUUUAGAUUAAUUACAAAGAAUUAGUCAUGUUCUGCCCCCUUGGCUACUUCAUGAUUGAUUUGUCUUGCUGAUGGCGUAUAAAACAUACAAAUAAGACUGAUAUUUUCCACAAACAUCCCUACUCCUUUAAAAUCCCAAACAUUGUUCUUAGAUUUGGACCUGCUGAAAUUCUUUUUGAAGGGAAAUUUCCACGGAUAUGCAAAAGAACGUUCCAUUUCUAAACUGUAAUGUUUUUACAUUUUCAGUUGCAAUAUCAAUGAAGAAAGGAAAAUGAAACUGGAACAAAAUUCUCUUCUCCUCCCAAUCUCAGGCUCCAGGCACAUAGGGUGUUUUUACAUGUGCUCUGGGAGUAGGGGGCUCUGAGAGCCACACUAAUUAAAGCGCCCAGAGCACCUCAUGUGUCAGCGUCCCUGCACUUAAAAAUGGUGGCGAGAGCACUUUAUCUAAAGCUCAUCAAAUGAGCUUCAGAUAAAACGCCCCUGCCAUCAUUUAUAAUCAUGGGGACACUGAUGCAUGAGAUGCGGGGGGCUGCUGAAGUGUAGUAAUUGCCACAUUCCAGCAGACUUGAUUAAUCAAAUCUGCUUCAACGCACUGUAAUUACAGUGCAUUGGAGCAGCCUCCUGGCUCAUGUAUAGAUACCCAUAGACAUUGCCAUCCAUGUUGGCAAUUUCACUGUAUUGGUAUAAAUCAGGAACAAGUCCACUGAAGUCUGGUUACCAAAAGGAGUUGUGAGUUAAGUAUCAUUUUAAAUUUUAUGAUAAGUUUUCUUCCGAAGAAAAUGUGGUAAGUUAACCACAAGUUAUUUGGUUCAGCAGCGUUUACAUAUAUUCAGGGAAGGACUGACUUUGGGGAAAACUGUGUUAUACAGAAAAUCAUGCUAAAUGGUCUUAGUGAUCUAUUCUGGCCUUAAGAAGCCUGAUGUAUACCACUGUAAAAUUGGUAGAGGUGAAAAAAUAAUCUUGCCUAUGUUCUGUUUAUCUGAAGGAAUGCAAUGCUAAUAAGCAAUAUAAGUAACAGCUUUAUUUUACUUAUUAUACAAAACAUAAAAUAUUUUAUUUUGUAGUUUUUUUCUGUCUACAGUUUUUCCAGUGAAAUCAUUAGUGUUAAAUCAAGCCAAGAAAUUAUGUGAUUAUUAUCUUUGAUGGAUAAUAAGUGAUGUUAAAUAAUGAGAAGAUAUUGACUUCUGGAGAGGUGGUUAUAAAGAUUCUUUAUUCUGAAGGUAAAUAUCGACUGAGGCAAAGAAAAGGUCAGUAUUUAGUUCAGAGGGCAAUAAACUAGGAUGUUCCCUGAACUAAAGAGUCAGUACAGUUAUAUACAUUCCAAAUAUCUUCAUUAGAAAUAUCUAGAUAUUCCUACAUUUUGGGUAAUGACUUUUAAACACACAGCAAUUUUUACUUUGCGCCAAAAUCCCUAAAGCUUCUGAAAUUAGAAAUUCAGAAAAGAAUAUUUAUUUGCUUUUUUUAAGGACAUGGACAGAUGAAGCAGUAAUAUAGCCACCAUUUCAUACUGGUUUAAACCAGCCCUGUUUAGGGGCACACAAGAGUUACAGUGGAUCAGCUGACAUGCACCUGCAGGUGUUGUACUCUCUUCCCUGCUCCCUUUUAUAUUGUAGAGUUUCAUCUGUCCACCGUCUGAGAUGGAAAUAAUGAGACUUGUUGCCCCCAAUCACAAUACACACAUUUGUACAUAUGAUCAGAUCUUUUUCCAUUGUUCCACAUCUCAGUGGGUGCGUCAACAUGUGCAACUGAAUAAACUUCAGUGCAAUUUAAGCUGGAGUAAACUAAUCCUGAUGUCACCGUCUACACGUGCAUUUAAGCACAGUAAUUUACUCCACCGUCAGAUAAUACCUUUGUCUGACAGGACUGUCCUGUGCUGGACUAAAUUAAUUUACUGCACCCUUGUUGCAGCAUAUGUAUAGAUUAGUCUACUGCACAGUAAAGCACAUAUGUAGAUGCACCCAGCUUUAAUUACCUCUUAGGAAGCUAAAAAUAAAAAUACAUAGUUUAUCAGUCAAUCAUGAUAUAUAGUAUAUGCAUGCAUCAGCAGUAAUUUCCAUGUAUUUUAAUAUUUUGCCAGAAAGUUUCAGAUUUCCCUCCAUCAGUGACUUGACAUGUCAUUUGUCCAUUUGCAGUCCUAUAUGCUAGUAACAGUCAGAAUGCUAGGACCAUUUUUUUUCUACAAAUCUUAGUUAGAAAGAUCGUUCAAUCUGACAUAUUUUGAACAUCCCGUAUAAGCAAAGUGGAUAUAUUUUCAUUGUCCUUAUUGUCAUAGCAGUCCUUUCUUUCAGGAAGAGAGUUCUCUAUAUAUGCAUAGAUAAAAGGUUAGAAAUAGCAAGACUAAUUGUUUGCCUCCAGUUGCGCAUUUGUCUAAAUUCUUUUCAUAUGCUGCUCUGGUCAUGACAUAAUUAGCUUUUGUGUGUAUCAGUUAAUUCUAUCUUUAAAAAAAAAUCAAUGCACAGAAUUGUUAAAUACCUACAGUACUGUAAUUGUCUGACCCUUGGUACCAUAAAAUCUCACUGUUUUGCAAACCUAAUCUAAACUGUUACAUGAACAUCUGUUUUACAGCAAAAACUUCAUGUAAACGAAAAGCUUCUCCUAUGGAUAUGAGAAUGCAGGGUAAACGUAGAAUAGUAUGUUAUUUUUAAACACAAACACAUUUUACAUACUGACCUAUAAGAGUGGAUCACUGCUUAUAUUUCUGAUAGUAGAGAUUUAAAUAGGCUAUAAAAGGAUUACAAAAUCUAAUAUACAAAUUAUAUAUAAUAUUUAUUACUUUGAUAUAGGAAAAUAUAGAAAAAAGUAAUAUUCUUCUAGUUAGUUGGUUUUUUUCACUUAACAUUGGACCUGCACCUUCCUUAUGUGAAAGUAAGUGUUAAUCUACCUAUUCUGUCAUCAAUUACAGUGAUGUUAUUUCUGACUUAAAAAAGUGCAACUGAACACAGUAUUUGACCCAUAGUUCAUAUAAGUGGCAUAGAGGUAGUUUAAGCUUUAAGCCAAUUGUAGCUUUAAUUAUAAUUAUUUUUAAAUGAUGAAAGUUUCUAGGUUAGUGAUAGUAUUUUAAAAAGGACAGUAUCUUGAGAGCGCAUUGACAUUCUAUGGGCUUAUUGUGAUAUGAGGGCCAACAGGCUUUUCAGCCCACAGAAGGCUGACAGAAAGUUAGCCUGCCAUGAAGGACCAAAAGACCAGAGCAUUCUCUGUCAUGAGGUAGGUGAUAGGUUGUACUUCAUUGGAGAGAAAGAUAUGUGAAUAUCCAGUAUAUCAUGUAUCAGUUAUAGGCCUGUUUUCAGGUAUUCUUGACCUCCUAUCAAAACGUUAUCUUCACUUGAAACCUCUAAUUGUGCCAUGCAGCCCAGGAUAGAGUAGUGCCUUGAAUAAUACUUGUAGCCUUUUUUGCCACAUUCUUGAGUGGUGUAUAUCAUUUUACCGUGAGAACUUUUACUGGGUUUUUAAAGUCAGUGUAAAAAUAAGUCACAGAUUAAAUUCUUCAUACAAAAUGAAAUUAGAUUAGAAUAUUUUUUUAAUGUGGUCACAUGCAAAAUAGACUAUUUUAAGCAGAUAAUGGAGCCAAAGUAUACAUGCCUCAGCAUCGCAAACUUUCUACCUUCCAAAGAAAUAUGAGUCAUUUAACAUCUAUUAGGACUAAAUUCUUUGCAUUUGGGUUUAUAUUUGUACUUUUACCCAUUACCCAGUAAGAAAGAGUUUAUUUAAUGUCUAAUAGUUUUAUAACUAUAUGUUCUGCAGUAUUAUUAGUGCCAUUUCAUUAUUUGAUUUUAAAGUUCAAGAUUAACUUCGUUACAUGUGCAACAAAGUCAAAAACAUUUCAGUACUUGUUAUAGGAAGUAUAUAUCUCAUAGUAUUGGUUUAUCUAAAUUCACAUGUAUGACUUCAGCUGCAGGUUUAGUUGCUUUUAUAAAGUUGUAUUUUAUAUACCCUAUACAUAAAAGAGACACUACUGUAUCAAUAUUUCCUGUGCUUUUUCUGGAAGCUGUGUUAUUAUCCACAAUAAAAUUGCACCUGAAAAUCAGAA
Alligator mississippiensis (American alligator) is the source of this 6709-nucleotide messenger RNA. It is a transcript of the gene PARVA, whose product is annotated as parvin alpha. Bases 95 to 1213 code for a protein of 372 amino acids. Lineage: Eukaryota; Metazoa; Chordata; Crocodylia; Alligatoridae. Gene Ontology annotation, biological process: substrate adhesion-dependent cell spreading; establishment or maintenance of cell polarity; actin cytoskeleton organization. Gene Ontology annotation, cellular component: focal adhesion; cytoplasm; actin cytoskeleton. The record is from RefSeq and is a predicted model, not a curated record. The transcript is spliced from 13 exons. Gene Ontology annotation, molecular function: actin binding.